AUGGCCAACUUGUUCGCCGCGUGCGUUGGUACCAUCCCCAACUACGUGCAGCUAUCCCCGAGCGUGGCAAACAUGAGCCUGAGUCGCGGCUUGCGCGGUCGUGCGCGCGCGGGCCCGUGGGUCGUCCUCUUUGCCGCCUGCUCCACGCUGGUGGUGUCGGACGUGGCCGCCUCGGUGCCACGCGCGGUCGUUGGCGCCUACAUGGCGCACAUGGGCAUCGGAUUCAUGGGCGAAGGUUUGGAGACCAUCGUCGACAAGCUGCUCGUGGUUGUCGUGCCCCUGCUCAUGGCGUGCAGCUUCUUGUCCGGCCUGAUCUUUGGCCUGAUUGUCUCGCUCAUCAAGUUCGUCAUCAUCUACUCGCGCGCGCCCAUCGUUCGCGUGCACACCGACGGGCUGCAGUCAAACACGGUGCGGCCCUGGAUGCAUCGCACGUUUCUGCUCGAGUACGGCGCCGCCAACAUCCACAUCGUCUCGGUACACGGCUUCCUGAUGUUUGGAUCGUCGCCCCAGCUCUCGCGGGCGGUGGCUGCCGUCGCCGAGGCGGACAGUGACACCACGUCCGGGGCCACGGCAAAGGGUGAAGCAAGUAGCGCCGACGGACUUGCAGACGGCGGUGGCGACGAGGCUGCGCCGCCGGUGCCCGUGAUGCCGCCCUGGUUUGUGAUCCUCGAUCUCGCCGCGUGCAAGGGGUGCGACUUUGGCGCGGUGCAGGAGCUCAUCAAGCUCUCCGAGACGCGCGGUCUUAACCACUUUUGCCCUCCCGCCGCCGACCUCCACACCGCGCCGAUGCCCGACUCCGACACCGACGCGUCCUGGGCCGUGGAACUGAGGCGCGCCUUCAGUCGCUACGACGCCGACGUCUCGCGCAUCAUCGAGGGCGCCUACAUGCGGCAGGAACCAUCGGUGUCCAUAACUGUGCGCUCGCACCCGUACAUCAUCAUGUUCGCUGACAUGAAGCAGAUCUCGUCAACGGAUUCGACCAAGACGCGGCGCGUGCAGCGCAGCGCGCCGCCAACGAACAAGCGCAAGCACGGGGCUGGGGAAAAUGCAGCGCCGGACGCACCAGCAAGCGGCGCAAGCAGCUCGUGGAUGGGCUGCGCACCUGCUCCCGCGGCGGCCCCGCCGCUGCGCUUCAAGCGCUGGAGGGAGAACGGCUUCGUGGCGUCGUCGACACUCUGCACAAGCCCGGCUGCCGUGCCGCGUCUGCUGCCGCCGCCCACACUCCAGGUCGAGGUCCUGCACGCAUCGCCCGGGGAAAACGUGAUCCUGAUCCGCAAGGCUCUCGCCGCCGCCUCGCAGUUGGUGGUGGCGCAGCUGCUCACGACUGCCGCGCAGCACUUGGAGCAAGUCCGCGCCAGCGGCAAAGGCGCCAUCUGGGUCGACGAGAGCGGGGCCGCCACGACCUUGCUGCAUGGCGAGACGCGGAUGGCACUGCGCGCGAGCGCCGUGCAGUUGCGCGGUAGUGGGCACGCGGCGGCGGCCGACGAGGUUGCGGCGCUGGCUGACGAGCGCGAGUACACGAGCACCGGCGGCGCGCUAGUGUAUCCGCCGGGCGAGAGGCUCGGGCUGCACCUAGACGACAUCGCCGCCUGCAACUCCAGCCCGUUCGACCCACGUGUCGAGCACGGCGUCUGCGUCGACGUGGUCGAGGUGGACAUCCAGCUCGGCUGCGGCGACCAGUCUCAGCACAACCUGCUGACCCCGGCGGUCGCGGAGGGCGUGCGCCGGCUGGACGGCCAGAUAGACGUCGUCUUUGCCGGCAUCGUGUGCAGCACUCACACGCUGGCGCGCUUCCGCAGUGACGGGCUGUGCGCCCCAUUGCGCGAUCGCCGCCGCCCGCUCGGUCUUCCAAAGCUGACGGAGGCGCAGCAGCGGACGCUCAACGAGUCCAACGCCCUCACGCGCCUGAGUCUCGAGUGUUGCGCGCUCGUCUAUGCCAACGGGGGGGAGGCCACCGUCCACACCGUCCACACCGUCCACACCGCGAUGAUCGAGAACCCGGUCGACUACGCCUCAGAGGAGCGGCUUCGCCGCCCGUUUGCGGAACAGCAGGAUCGCCACUGCCCCCUCUGGUGCGUCCCCGCCGUCGACGCGUUCCUCAAGUGCGCUUGCAAUCGGAGACUGGUGGAGCACGAGCAGUGCGUGCUCGGCUCGGACUACAUGAAGCCGACCGCUCUGCUCUCCACGGAUGGCAUCCAGGGCCUCGUGAUACGCAACUUCGGGGACAAGCGCUGCGGCCCCACCACGUGCAAAUAUUUCAUGAAGCCCCACCCCGAGAAGGCGAUUGGGCAGGACGACGUGGGCAACUUCAAGUCCGCAAAGGCCGCCGCCUACCCGCCUAAGAUGAACCGGCUUCUCGCCAACACAUUCAUCUGCCUCGCGGAGAAGUCCGCCGCGGCUGCGGCAGGGCUCGACGAGCAGUCGCACAAUGCCCUCAAGUCUCUGUUUGGCCUCUCCCGCACCUACCAGACGGCGGAGGCGAAGGCUGCCCAGCUCCGGCAGGAGCGCACAAAGGCGCUCGCGCCUUUCUGGGUCGAGAUGCACAAAGCCGACUACAAGGCGAGCUGCAGUCUGACCUUCAAGUUGGGCGCGACCUCGCGUGGGGCCGGGGGCGGGCGGGGUCCGGCGCAGCGGCAGCGACUUUUUUAA
This is a messenger RNA of Emiliania huxleyi CCMP1516, 2649 nucleotides long. RefSeq lists its product as hypothetical. The transcript is spliced from 6 exons. Gene Ontology annotation, molecular function: zinc ion binding. The record is from RefSeq and is a predicted model, not a curated record. Bases 1 to 2649 code for a protein of 882 amino acids. Lineage: Eukaryota; Haptophyta; Isochrysidales; Noelaerhabdaceae.